Molecule: messenger RNA, 3328 nt
Organism: Umbelopsis ramanniana AG
Lineage: Eukaryota; Fungi; Mucoromycota; Umbelopsidomycetes; Umbelopsidales; Umbelopsidaceae
Exons: 6
Coding region: 28-2997 (989 amino acids)
Biological process (GO): trehalose catabolic process
Cellular component (GO): fungal-type cell wall
Molecular function (GO): alpha,alpha-trehalase activity
Source: RefSeq, a predicted model, not a curated record
GCUUGCUAUUAGUAGCUUCUCGUACCUAUGAUUCUUCGUCCUCUGCAAUUAGUCGCAGGACUUGUUCUACUCGCCAGUUCAGCAGCAUCUAGAUAUAUUAAACGAGAUGCAGAAGAAAGCUCAGAUUCAGACGGAUGGACUCUAAGUACAACUACUCUUAACACCACUGCUUUCCAAAGUGAAGCCUACGUCGCAAAUGGCUAUAUUGGCGCCCGACUUCCUGUAGAAGGCGUUGGAUUGAAGGUGUACCCUGCCAUUAACUAUACCGCAAUGAACGGAACCCAAGGAUGGCCACUGUUCACAUUGAGACAAACCGCCUCCAUUGUUGCAGGUUUCUAUGACCAACAAGGGCCGACCAGAGGUACCAAUUUUGACCAAACCGGUGGCGAACAAGUCAUAUCCCUUCUACCAACUUGGACUUCUUUGUAUCUGACUGUCGCUCCUUCUGGAGCUGCGGAUAAUACGUCAUCUUCCAAGGAUUUGGCUACAUACCGUGUCGGGGUAGACGCUAGCCAGAUAAAGUCGUACAAGCAAUCCCUAUCCCUACGUAAUGGAAUAGUCGAGACGACCGUUACCUGGGCACCGUUCGACUCCAAUUCAGACAAAGAUACUUCCUCUAUUGAAUUGGUUUACACCGUUUUGGCCCAUCGCGAACGCCCUACUUUAGGCUUAGUUCGCCUGGAUGUCAGCGGUCUAAAGGAUGGUCAGCAAGUAAUUAUUACCGAUGUAUUGGAUGGCGCCGGAGCGCAAAGAGUCGAAAAGGAACAGGCGGGUAAACUUAAUGACGAUGAGCUGGAGUAUGGUAUAUACUCGGCUGUCAAUCCGUUGGGAAUAGAUAACGUCACCGCGUGGGAGAUCUCCACGCUAGAGUUUACUGACGGAAGCAAUAUUCAAGAAACGGAAGUCCCUCAAAGCAUCGACUUGGGAACCAAUAAGUCAACCGCUGCUCAAGCAUACUCAUUGACUGCGGAUGGCAGCGGAUGUAUCUCCGUGUUCAAGGCCGUAGGCAUCGCUUCAUCGGAUGCUUUCGCCGACGAAGAGAAAUCCACUGCUCUUACUACCGCCAAGGAAGCUAAGCAAAGCGGCUGGGAAAAACUGGUUUCUGAACACAAAGAUGCCUGGGAAACCCUUUGGAGCGAGGGAGGCGAGAUUGACAUUCUUGGUGCAAAGAAAUCAAAUGAAAAUAACCUAUUGGGAGAACUACAAACCACUGCGAGAUCUAGUCUCUUCCAUCUUCUCUCUAAUAUUCGAAAUGGUAACGAAGGAACAGGAUUAGGCGACAAUAGUAUCGCCCCUGCUGGACUUACAUCGGAUUCUUAUGCUGGAGGUAUCUUUUGGGAUGCUGAAACAUGGAUGUACCCUUCGUUACUGUCGCUCUUCCCUGACUACGCUAUGAGCAUCAACAACUACAGAAGCAAAAAUUUGGGUGCAGCUAUGGAGAAUGUCAAACAAUUUAACCGAUCUGGCUUAUUGUAUCCUUGGGUUUCAUUUAGAUAUGGAAACUGUACUGGAAUUGGACCUUGCUAUGAUUAUGAAUACCAUUUAAAUAACGAUAUUGCGCUUUCGCAAUGGCAGUAUUUCCUUGUGACUGAUAACAAGACCUGGUUGGAAGAGAAGGCUUAUCCCAUCAUGAAAGGGGUGUCUGAAUUUUGGGCCAGCCAAGUCAUUAAAAACUCCACCACAGGUACUUAUCAGACUCGCAAUGAAACUGAUCCCGACGAGUACGCGAAUUUCCAAGACAAUGCUGCCUUCACGGAUGCGGGUGUGGCGAUUACGCUUCGUAAUAGUAUUAAAGCAGCUUCGAUUCUUGGUAAAUCAAAGGAUGUUCCCGGCAACUGGAGCGAAAUAGCGAGUAACAUCGAUAUUUUAUACGAACCUGCAAGUGACGUUGUUCUUGAAUACGAAGGGUUCAAUGCCUCAACCCCUGUCAAGCAAGCGGACGUUGUAUUGUUGAUCUACCCACUGGAAUACAGUGUACGUGAUGCUACCGAGGAUCUUGCCUUCUACGCUGGUGCCAACAGCCCCAAAGGCCCAGGAAUGACUUACUCCAUCUUCAGCAUCGACUCCGCUCAGUUGUCAACCCAAGGCUGUGAGUCGUACACAUACUUAUUGCAGAGCAGCGAGCCCUAUGUUCGUGGCCCAUUCGCUCAGUUCUCUGAGCAGACAACGGAUAUCUAUGCUGACAACGGUGGCACCAAUCCUGCCUACACGUUCUUGACUGGCCACGGCGGAUACUUGCAAGUCUGGACUCACGGCUUCACUGGAUAUCGACCUCGUUAUGACUGCUUCUACUUGGAUCCUUCACUUCCUCCUCAAUUGGCCCCAGAUGGGUAUACUGCUAAAGGCAUGAAAUGGCAAGGCAGCGUUUUUGAUGUCACCAUCGCUGGAGAAGACACUACUAUUCAUCAUCGAUCUGGUGGCUCUGACGCUAAUGUGUGCAUCGGUGAUAGGAACAAGAAGAGCGGUAAUUAUUCACUUGGUGUAGGCGAUUCCCUUACUGUACCGACGUAUAGAAGCGAUCUUAAUGGUACUGUUGUUGCCGGAAACAAAGCACAAUGUCCAUCUGGCGUGUCCACAAAUGCAGCAAUUGAGCCUGGCCAAUAUGCUCUUGCAGCUGUUGACGGCUCCAAUGCUACGUACUGGCGUCCGGAUAGCAAGUCUGCAGCGUCGAUUGUCAUUGAUCUGGGUAAAAGCCAGACCAUCUCCGGCUUCCAUUUCAACUUCAACAAUAACCCCCCAACCAGUUAUACUGUGUAUGCUGGUAUAGCUAACACGACGCAGGGGUUGAAGCAGGUUGCCAAGGUCGACAAGGUCACAAUUACUGCUCCCUAUGACCCUGAAAAUGCCGAUCAAGUACAAGUGCGACUUGGUAAUGUCAGCGAUGUAUCACUCUCAAAGUCUAUCAAAGCACGUUAUGUACAGUUGGAAGUUGAAGGUACUCAGACGGAUGAUGGUACAAUGGCUGGAGCUACUGUUGCGGAGAUUGCCGUCAUCUAAGCGCUGUUAAUGAUCAUUAUGAAUACAGCUUGAUCCAUUUGGGCUAUACAUGAGUAACAUACUUGUUAUACCGUGUAUUUCCAUACAUCUGUUAUUUUAUAUCUAAACAAUCUGUAUGCUACUUUUAUUAUAUUAAACUACCGAAUAAAGACGAAACGAAGUGCAAAAGACGUUUUGAAAAAGCGAUAUAAUUCAUUUCUCGAUUAUGUUCCGCAGGUAAUAUGUAAAAUUGAUCGUCAGGGUAUAGAAAGAAAGGAUAUAUACACAGAUUUUUGUCCAUGAAAUUUUCAAAUUCGUAGAGAAUCUCGAAACGAACGAAGCUUAUGUCUUG